UUGCCAAGAAACAAAUGUCAAAUGAAAUGUGAUUUGUGGUAGGAUUGAACUUUGAGUUUGAAGAUAGACAAUAUUUUAAAUAUUUUGGAAACGUUAACACUUAUUUAUAUCCAAAACACUAUAAGAAGAUGACAAAAAAGGGGAAGAACAUAUGUGUUGGAGAAGAGUUGCGUAUUGCGGUAACUUUAACAUUGAAGAAGUUCAGGAUGAAUGAAGAUCAGAAAGAGUUGGAAUUCCCGUCAUCUUUAACCAAUGUUGAACGGGCUUUCAUUCACAUGUAUUGUCAAAGUCUCGGCUUGAAGUCCAAGAGCAGAGGUAAUGGAGCCAAUCGCUACUUAACCGUGUACAAAAAAGAGGGUUCGACAAUAGUGCAAGCAGAUGCAGUUUUUCAAAUGGGUCGAGUGUCAAAGCAGCAUGUAGUUACUCUCUUGGAGAGGUAUCCUGUUAGUGCUCGGGAACGACAGGAACUUCUACCUCCUACAGAAAGGGACCGACUGAUGGGUCAUGAAAAUCGGGAUGUUAACCGCACCACAGGUAGACUUAACAAUGGAAUUCCACAGGUACCUCAGAGUCGCCUAGAUAGUGAACUUUCAAGUGUCCGAGAGAGUCUUCCCAUUUGGCCGCUGAGGGAAAAUAUUGUUAAAACCAUAUUUCACAAUCAAGUAGUGCUACUAGUUGGAGAUACGGGAUGUGGAAAAACUACACAGGUUCCACAGUUCAUUUUGGAUCACUGUCAUGUCAGUGGCCAGCCUUGCCGGAUAAUCUGUACUCAACCUCGUCGCCUGGCUGCUUUGUCUGUUGCUGAACGUGUAGCUGCUGAGAGGGGAGAAAAAAUUGGGCAAACUGUUGGCUAUCAGAUUCGAUUAGAAAGCAGGGUGUCUCCCAAAACUCUCCUGACAUUUUGUACAAAUGGUGUUUUGUUAAGAACUUUAAUGGGAGGAGAUGCUGCUAUGGCAACAGUGACUCAUGUUAUCAUUGAUGAAAUUCAUGAACGUGAUCGCUUCAGUGACUUCCUGAUGAUUAUUGCAAGAGAUUUGCUGUUAAAGUUUAGGAACUUGAAACUUGUGUUAAUGUCAGCUACUCUAGACACUCAGCUGUUUGUUAAAUAUUUUGGUGGAUGCCCUGUUGUAGAUGUUCCAGGACAGAUACAUGAUGUAAAAGCAUACUUUUUGGAGGAUGUUCUUAAAAGUACUGGAUACAUGAGCAAGGCUAUGCAAAAAUACAAGAAAGAAUUAUCCAAGUUUAAAUCCCAGAAAGAAAAGCUAAAUUUAUGGUGUACCAAGGGUUUGCCUACAGCUGUCAGUGAUUCCGCAUGUUCACUUCCUGUUUCAACAUCACAGCAGGGAAGGCCUGUAACUGGCUGUAUACAGCAGAUGGGUUACUACAUAGGUGAACAGCUAUUUCAAGAAAAGACUGAGCUAACUCUUGAGCUUAAGGCAGAAAUGGACAAAGCCUUAGAAGAAGCAUGGCUAAGAGGAUCAGAGGAAGCUUUUACACAUUUGAUCCACUUGAUUCUCAGUGAAAAUAUUUCAGUGGACUAUCAACAUAGCGAAACAAGUGCUUCUCCACUGAUGAUAGCAUCUGGGAGAGGGAAUACCAGUGUGGUUGAAGAACUUCUAAAUUUUGGAGCUACAAUUACCUUGAGAGCAUCUAACGAUUGGACAGCCAUUGACUGGGCUCAGAAAUUUGAACAAAAAGAAGUGUACGACAUUCUUAUGGCUUACUUAUCUACGAUGCAAUACUCCUCAAAGCAACCAGAAGAUGAUCAUGCUAAGGCUGGAUUUGGAUUGGACACUUCCGGGGAAGAUAAGGAGCUUUUGGAUAUUUAUCAGCAUACUUUUGAUGAUGAGCUAGUUGAUUAUGAACUAAUUCUUUGCCUACUUCAUAAGAUUCACUCUAGCCAAGAGGAAGGUGCUAUUCUAGUCUUCUUACCAGGAUAUGAUGAUAUUGUAACAAUGAGAGAAAAGAUUCUUUCUGAUGACAAAAGAAUCUCUGAUGCAAGCAGGUAUGUGUUAUAUACAUUACAUUCAAGUAUGCAAAGCUAUGACCAGAAAUGUGUGUUCAAACCUGCACCCCCUGGUGUUAGGAAAAUUAUACUUGCAACUAAUAUUGCAGAAACAAGUAUUACGAUAAGUGACGUGGUUUUCAUCAUUGACUGUGGUAAAGUCAAAGAAAAAUCUUAUGAUGCUCUGGUUGGAGUUACGAUGCUGAAAUCGGUUUGGGUAUCUCAGUCUUCGGCCAUUCAGAGACGAGGAAGAGCUGGACGAUGCAGACCAGGUUUUUGUUAUCACAUGUUUAGCCGUACUCGCUUUCCACACCUACAGAGGUUUCAGCUUCCAGAGAUACUACGUAUGCCAAUUCAUGAGUUGUGUCUUCAGGCCAAACUUUUAGCUCCACCAAAUGUUCCAAUUGCUGAUUUUCUUGCCCGUGCUCCUGACCCACCAGCUUUUAUUGUAACCAGAAAGGCUGUCACAUUAUUGAAGACUAUAGAUGCUUUAGACCCAUGGGAGCAACUAACAGAGCUUGGUCUCCAUCUCUUGGAUUUACCCAUUGAACCACGACUUGGAAAGAUGGUGCUUUAUUCUGUUGUUUUAAAGUGCCUUGAUCCCAUCCUCACAGUUGUUUGUGCCUUAGCUUAUAAAGACCCAUUCUUGUUACCUAACCAGCCUUCUCAGAAAAGAGCUUCUCAUGUAGCAAAACAGAAACUUGCUGCAGAUACUUUCAGUGACCACAUGGUACUACUAAGAGCUUUCCAGGCAUGGCAGAAGGCCAGGAACGAUGGCUACGAGAAGGCUUUCGGUGAAAAGACUUUUAUUUCAGCUGCCACCAUGGAAAUGAUUGUUGGUAUUCGAACCCAGCUUCUCGGUCAACUACGAGCUUCUGGGUUUGUAAGAGCACGAGGUGGAGGAGAUAUCAGAGAUUUAAAUUCAAACUCUGAGAACUGGGCUGUUGUCAAAGCUGCUCUGUGUGCGGGAAUGUAUCCGAACCUUAUCAGGGUAGAUCGUGAAAGGCAGCAGUUGAUUACACAACAAGAAAGCAAGGUACGUUUCCAUCCCUCCUCGGUCAUGAACAGGUUACCAAAAUCUUCAAGAGAAACCAUUGGAAAUGCUCAUAAGAAUACUGUUUCUUCUCUUCCAUCUGAUUGGCUUGUAUAUGAAGAGAUGACCCGAACUGGUCAUUUAGCUUAUGCUCGAUGUGUGACACUUGUGUCUCCAAUUACAGUAGCUCUAUUUGCUGGACCAGCUCGUCUGCCAUUAGAUGCUGUUCAUGAACCUGAACAAGGUCGUUUUGAUGGAUAUAUGGAAGAAAGUGAUAGUGAAGAGGAAGAAAAAACUGAAGGUCCAAAGUCCAUUUUUAAACUGGAUGAAUGGGUCUGUUUCAAAAUUGAACCUGAGCUUUCUCGUUUGAGUUUAAACCUACGUCAGAAGUGGCACGCCCUCUUCCUAAGAAGAAUGCAGUCACCAGCCAAACCAUGGUCUCAGGUGGAUGAGGCUGUUGUGCGUGCUAUUGUGGGGGUCUUAACUGCUGAAGAGCAGGCUCUUGGCCUACAACAGCCAGCAGGUAUUGGACAGCGUCCCAAACCAAUGGCUAAUGACUUUUGUCCACCUGUUCCUAGUUCAAACCAACAGACACCAAUUGGUCAGGCUCCUGGAGCAUACCCUAUCCAGGGGAUAAGUAAUACACCUCUCAGGACAAGUGCCAGACAUGGAUCUCUGGAAUCUGACCCAUCUGAUGACAGCUGGUCCAAUACCGUGGACGCUAGCAGAUAUUCAGCAUCGUUUCCCGGAAGCAAGCCUUCCUUUGUUCCUCUAAAGAAAGGAAUUGUGAAGAAACGUUAUUCAAGAGGUUCUGAUGAAAAAUCAGAUACUUCAUCUGUCCGUUCAGCUGGAAGUGGCAGUGGAAGCACUCCCAUAAGUCCUUGCCACAGUCCUGCCCCACCUAACACUAGCACUACUAGCUCACUCAAAGAAAAAUCUGAGUUGUCAGUGUUUGGUUUACCGUCGAGUACACGCUAUUUUAUCAUCAAAGCCAGUAGUCUCAGAGCCAUUGAUGUGUCUGUAGCAAAUGGCAUCUGGGCAUUUACACCAUCUACUGAACGCAAGCUUCUGUGGGCCUUAAAGGAUGGAAAAGAGGUCUGUCUUGUAUUCUCAGCUCAAGGAAGUGGACACUUCCAAGGCUAUGCUCGUUUGACUUCUGAAAUUCAGGAACAGAGAUCUCCAGAGUUUUGUGCUCCAAAUCUAGGAAACUGCUAUAGAAUAGAGUGGAUGAAGCGUGCCAAUCUUCCAUUCCAAGUUACCAGGCAGCUACAGAAUCCAUGGAAUGAAAACCGAAAAGUACAGAUUAGCCGUGAUGGACAGGAGCUAGAACCUAGUGUUGGUGAAGCACUCUGCAAACUCUGGGACAAAAUGGGGCCGUCAAUGACUAAGUCGUGGCGUCCGGCAGAAAACCAACCUCCUAUUGGCCAGUUUUCUUCCUAUGGUGGAAGAGAUACAACACUUCUGAUGUCAGGAGGAGGAGUUAAAAUUUUGCCAAACAGUCCUUGGUUGACAGGAAAUCAGCCAUCAGGGGUUGUCACAACAACAGCAUGGAGCACUGGUGGUCAGUGAUUAAGACGGAGGGAGCUGUGUGCAUAAUAUAUUUGUUGGACUAUAUAAAUUAUAGAAAGAACCCUAAAUACGUAUAUAGCUGUACCUUUCACUACAAUUUCUUAUUUACUGUUAAUGCUUGUAAUACCAAAAGUAAUAUAUAAAUUAUUUCAUUAAUCAAAGUAUUGUUGAUCAGAGAAAUAAGAGUAUACUUUGACUUUGUCGAAUUUGAGUUAUUGAAGUGUGUAUACUGUAUACACUUAUGUGAUUAGAAUUUUGAGUAGGAAGUAAAAGGUGAAUUAUUCAGUUUCCAACUUUUUUCAAGAAACCUGUCCAUUAAUUUAAGAUCUGUGAUUGAAGAAAUUUAAGAACUAUCUCUGUUUUAUUAGCUAUUUUUUCUGUUGUUUUGAUCAAUAGAAAGAACCUCUUGCAUAUAACUGAAACCUUAAAAGAAAAUAAUGCUACUUGUUUCCAAGUCUCAAACUUUAAAAUAAAAUAAUGCUACUGUUUCCAAGUCUCAAAAGAACUUCAGGAGUUUCACUACACAAAUACAAAAUGGAUAUAACAGUCUUUACAAGUCAGGUAUGGGCAGAAUUAUAGUUAAUAAUUGUAAAUGAAAUACAGUGGUUAAGAACAUUCCUGUUUUAACCACCUUACCUCCCUUUUAUUCAAAUCGUUUAACUAAUAAUUAAACACUAAAAAAUGAUUUCAACUAUGAAGCCUAACUUAAACAGUAUGAAUUUUUGUAAAUAUAGAGGGAGUACAAAUACAUCUUGUUUGUUUAGUUCACUCCUAUAUCUUGUGGUUUCUAAUUAAUAAAAUUAAUAUGCCUUUGAAACCACAAUUAUUUGUUAUUGCAAAAACAAAGUUAUUUUUGUACAUGUUUUGGCCACAUUUGUUUUUGCAAUAAUGAAUAAUUUUGGUUUAAGCGGUGUAUUAAUUUUAUCAAUUCUUGUUUGUGGCUAUUCUAGUUUAAGAAAAAAAAAACACGUAAGAUGUUAUGUGUAGUGCAUAAUUCAUGUGUAUUAGCAUUUCAGUUCAUUUUUAAUCUAUUAGUCAAUUAGCUAAUUCACCAACUUCCAAAACAUCCAUUUACCUCACAUUAAUCCAUUGUAAUUUAUAUCUGUUUACCAGUAUAUUGUGGGUUCAGUAUAGUUAAUAACAUUUCAUUUAGGGCAGUAUACGUUCUGAUUUAUUAAUCUUUAGUAUUUCAAGAUUGUAGGAUUACUAAGUCAUUGAACUUUUGUUAAGGUUAACUAGUAUUUCAAAAUUGUAGGGUUACUAAGUCAUUGAACUUUUGUUAAGGUUAACUAGUAUUUCAAAAUUGUAGGGUUACUAAGUCAUUCAACUUUUGUUAAUGUUGACUGCUAUCUCAAUAUUGUAGGGUUACUAAGUCAUUCAACUUUUGUUAAUGUUGACUGCUAUUUCAAUAUUGUAGGGUUACUAAGUCAUUCAACUUUUGUUAAUGUUGACUGCUAUUUCAAUAUUGUAGGGUUACUAAGUCAUUGAACUUUUGUUAAAGUUGACUGCAAGCAAAAUAUUUUAUUUGAUUUAACAAUUUGUUUCCUGUGUAGUAAAGACAACGUUUUUUUAUAUAUGUAAAAAGUUGUUGGGUUUUACGAAUAAUUGUGAAUUUUGGUUAGUAGAAAAAAAAAAGGAAUUACUUGUUAAUAUGAUAUUAAGACAAAAGUUUUUAAAAGUAACUGAUGUUUGAAAAUUUAAUUCCUAAAUUAGUGGCUUGGAUCUGAGAGAUUAUAGACUUUUAACACUAGAGCAAACAAAAUUGUAUUGUAUUCAGAUGUUCAGACUACUUGUUAGUCAUAGUUCAUGUGCUCAAAUUUAGACAACUCUUUUGGUGGUUUUUAUAACUUGAAUGAAAUAUUCACAGCAUCAUUAAACCAGUAUUAUAUGGAAUUAUCCGUUUUGUAGUUAAACUGUGAUGUGUAUAUUUAAAGAAAAAAAAUUCUUUUUUUUUAGCCAUUCUCAGGACCAAAAUUCACAAAUUAGUAAAAAGCAUGCAGAAGAAAAUGUUUUGGUUCUUGGAUUGUGCUUUAUUAGAAAGCUGUAAUUUUCUUUCUUUGUUAUCUUUUCUUUCUAUUUGUACUAAGUAAUUCACAUGUCUACCUUUUUUUUUUUUUGAGUGUUGAAGAAAUUUUGUGUGCUCAAGAUGAUUAUCUGUCAGAAUUAUUUUUUUUCAUUAUCCACUAAUAGUUGUCCAAACUAGUCCACUAUUUCCAGAGCACUUAAUUUCUCUUCUUUAACUGAUUCUGUGUGUGAACAUAAAACUUGCAGGAUUCAGAAUAAAUUUUAAAAUCAUUAGGUUUUUAUUUAGGGUGUAUUUCAAAAAUGUAAUGACUUUAUUCAUCUGAAGUAAAAUUUACAUUAAAAUGCUUAGGGCUUUGUUUUCCCCACAGCAGGUAUUGAUUUUAUUGUUUGGUGUUGUAGGUGAUAUUAUGUAGAUAACACAAGGAUUUGCAAGUUUCAUCCUAGUUUUGCUGUGAAUCACAUUUGUAUGACUAUACCAGUUUUCUUAAUGAUUUUCAAUAAAAUGUAUUCUUCGGGUA
This is a messenger RNA of Limulus polyphemus (Atlantic horseshoe crab), 7150 nucleotides long. Its product is annotated as probable ATP-dependent RNA helicase YTHDC2. The coding region runs from base 129 to 4607 and encodes 1492 amino acids. Gene Ontology annotation, molecular function: RNA binding; ATP binding; protein binding. Gene Ontology annotation, cellular component: intracellular anatomical structure. NCBI's taxonomy places the organism in Eukaryota, Metazoa, Arthropoda, Merostomata, Xiphosura, Limulidae. The transcript is spliced from 27 exons. The record is from RefSeq and is a predicted model, not a curated record.